AUGGAUGAAUAUUUAAGAAAACUCAAAUGGACAGUACCAAAUGAAAUGUUAGUAUUGAAAAACAUGUUCCUUGACAAAAUAAAACCAACUACAGAAAUAAAUGACGCAAGACUGAAACAUUGGGUAAAAGCUUUCCCAUUCACAAAAGAUAUUAUUGGUAACAUGGAAAGAAAACCAGAAUGGCUACAAAAACAUAUAUUUGGAAACGAGCUUAUUCCAUAUGGACAAGCUCUUCAAACAGAGCUUGAACCGGAAACUCAGGAAAGAGUCAUGCAAACAAUACGCGAAGACUCAAAUACAAACUAUGACAAAAUCUUUCUAGGAUAUAGGUUACCUGAGAUGGGCGACCAGAGCCCAAAGGCAAAAAGGACAUGGGAAAUUUACAACAUACUAGGUGAACAUGAGGCAAAGAUGCAACAACUUGAAGCAGAGGGCAAGUUACCAAAAGCGACACCAAAGAAGAAGAGUAGAACAAAGUGA
Molecule: messenger RNA, 480 nt
Organism: Trichomonas vaginalis G3
Lineage: Eukaryota; Parabasalia; Trichomonadida; Trichomonadidae
Product: protein of unknown function, DUF4106 family
Exons: 1
Coding region: 1-480 (159 amino acids)
Source: RefSeq, a predicted model, not a curated record